Molecule: messenger RNA, 3640 nt
Organism: Phytophthora nicotianae INRA-310
Lineage: Eukaryota; Oomycota; Peronosporomycetes; Peronosporales; Peronosporaceae
Exons: 9
Coding region: 1658-3181 (507 amino acids)
Cellular component (GO): cytoplasm; nucleus
Molecular function (GO): protein binding
Source: RefSeq, a predicted model, not a curated record
AGAGUGCAGAGUCGCGGCGUGAAGGCGGAAACCGGUUGGAAUAUCGGUAAAGAGUUGCAUAGUCGCGGAAUCCGACCUGGCUCUGUGCGGUACUGUCCGACUGUUUUCGGAUCAUCUGUUGAAGUGUGCGGAGAAGCUUGAAGUGAGUCACAUCUUUUUGCGAGAUGUCUCGAUUCGGAGCCUUUGAACGAGGAACAGCUAUUACAUGGUCAAUGCCAGUCUAUCGUAGACAUUGCUGCCGCAGCCGCAGCCGUGGAUAAGCCGGCAGCACUAUCCGCGACGAGCGGCCCACACGUUCGCGCCGACUGAAGCAAGACAAGCAAAAACGGAGGACAUGUUCGUGUGCAUGAAGCGCUGAUCUGUGGUGGCUGCCGUCCAAGUUCUGGCGUCCUCGCCUGUCGCAAUUCGCGUGGGGCAGAAGAUCCCCGCUGCCCAUGAGCCCCUUCAUCAAGAUGAUGAUCGAGGAGCGCACUUGGAAGAUCCCGCCUCGCGGCCUGAUGAAGAGGAGUCCUACGUAAUGUAAGUCCUGUAGUCGUGCUCCAGUAAGGACUCACAUGCAUGUACAUACUGAACCUGUAGCUUAUCCUGGACUGUGCAACUGGCCUGGUCUGAGUCAGACUCUGACCGGCGCAAGUCAUGAGUGAUCAUUCCCGCGUUUUUUUUGGUGGACUCCCACAGUGACAGUGUGGGAGUCUCAAGUUGAGACUCUCCACUCGAUCUCAGCGUGUAGGCACAUGAACACAGCCAACAGAGGUGCUGUGCAGCGCUAUGAGUUUGGACACCAAUGCCGUUGGCAUUUCUAGGUCGGCUAGCAACUGGUGCGCGCAGCUGGCGAUGCUGGUCAAGGUGUGCUUGACCGUCAAGCAGUGCUUGACAAGCACAGACUACCUUCGAAUCUGUCCGUUCUACCCUCCCAUCCCCUACUACCACUCGAACCAAUCAGAAUCCUUCUCCACCGUUUUUUUCGUAUCCAGUUGGAAUCAUGUCCGCGCUAGGGAAUGUAUCCUCGGCGCGCUCCGCCGCUGAUCGCGAAGCUACCGACCGCUCGCUGCUAGAUAUGAUGGACGAGGCGCAGCACCGCCUGCAACACCUUGAGAUCUCAUGCCGUCAGAUUCUGUCCCCCACAGGCUCAGGUUUCGCCAGCCCUCCAAAGGCCGAGCCUUCUUUCUCAGACCCCAAAGUACUACAGCUACAGGUCGCGCAUCUUCGAGCGCAGCUGCUGGCCGCAGUGACGCGCCGCGAAGACGAGGACGUGGCCUUCCGACAGGCGGCGCAGUAUGCGACGGCCAAAGGUUCUGCCAACGGAGUCCUGCACGCGCUGUUCGACCAAGCCAGUGCCGGCAAGACGGUGGUGCUCAAGACGUACUUGGACACGGGCUCAAUCCCCACGCGGGACGGACUGAGGCAUUGGAAGCUGGAUUUACGGACAAUCCGCAACGAGGCGGGGGCUACGCUGCUUCACGUGGCUGUCGGGGUAUCUACAGCGAGACAGAGCGUCAAGGUCAAGCUCGUUCACUUGCUGGUGGACAGAGUGGGCUUCGACCCGAACGUCCGGGACGUGGUGAGCGGCAGAGAUUGUGUUUACUUCGACGUUCUAUGUGCUGAUGUAUUGGCGUGGUGAUGACAGUUUGGGCAGACGCCGCUGCAUGUUUCAGCGAUGGGAGGCUAUCAAGAGGUGGUUCAAGCGUUGCUUGAGAGGGGAGCUGAUCCACUAGCUCAGGACAGAUCCGGUCUUACUGCGCUGUCACUUAUUCGGACACUGUCGCGGCCGCCGGAGGAAGCCAUGCAAACACUUGUGGAUGCUGAACGCACGGCACUGCGCAGCAUGGUCUCCAAGUCAGAAUCGAUUCCGCUAUCUAAAGCGCUUGCGUCUGCUCUAUUCCUCAGGGGACUGUCGCGGUUUACUUUGGAAACGCACUCGAAUGCGUUUACGCGUCAGACUCGGGCAUUGGUGAACACAUUGUUAGAAGGAAAAGAAGAAAAUGUCGAUUUUGAUCGAGUACUUCAAGAGCGGGUCCCAGUGUUGUUUGAUGUAGUGCCUGCUUGUCAAGUGGUUCGAUUGGAGACAGUCUUUGCGAGCACUAUUUACUGGGACGCGGAUUUUGUUAGCGAUCUCAAGAUCGAGGCGGAUGGUUAUGGCAUGUCGCUCAUUUCGCCUACAUUUGCCGCUGGAGCGCUUGCUGGCCCGUCGUGGGUUGGAGUGCUCUCGAAGCUGAUACAAGGACUUAAGCUGGAAAUGGCGGAACCGACACAAACUGACACCCAGUCGAACGACACACCGACACCAACUGACGAAGAUGUGAUCAUGGGGAACACUACAGAGAAUGCUGUGGUAUCAUCCCGCAAGUGGUCGAUAUCAUCUUCCUCCUCGUCGCUCUCUAUAGAUUCUCGCUCUGCGUUGUGCUAUGCUGAUCAGACUACAUACGUCGCCAAGACUCGAGACGUUUGGUACUAUGCCGUCCUAUUCAAGCCUUCGACGCACGCUUUCCCAGGAACUAUCACGGUAACACCGGAGAGCAAUGUUGCUGUCGCAUCAGAGGAUGCUUCCAAGUAUUUUCCGUUGGAAGAUCGCCUUGCGAUCGGCCCCGCUGAAUACUUUGCGGUCGAUUACGACGCGCAGACUCGUGAGAUCCAGCUGGAUCGCAAUUAUGAUGGAAAGGAGCCUGCGACUUUGAAGGCAUAUCUUACAGGAGCUUGCUCUUCUGGGCUACCUCCCUACGUUGCAGUCAAACGGAUAUGGGAACGAGAACCAGGCAAUAAGUAUGAAGACCAGAUGAGCAGCGAGCAGGAACUGUUCCAAGACUACCAGUUCCUGGAUCCUGAAAGCGAGUAUGAGGUGGCAAUUAAGCUCGGUCCGAUACCGAGCGGAAAAGAGGCAAGAGAAGUUGUUGCAGAGUGGAAACAAACUGCCAAGAAGUUGUUUGAUUCACGGGAAUGCACAUCUGGAUUGCCGUGCUGUCAACAUUAUUGCCCACAACGCAGCGGCCACUCGUUGUGUUUGGGGACUCUUGCUGUAAUCGGACAAGGUCUGGCUAAACGCCGUCUUGGACGUCCAACCUUUUCCAAACCUCUGAAACCUCGUGCCUCUCUUCAACGGCUUCAGGGUCGUUUCAGGGGAACGGAAGCGUGGCCUGGUUCACCGUCAAAAGUUUUACCUGUUGUGAUGCCAAGCCCACCGUAAAACUCUGAUUGUGAGCACCAUCAAGUCUCCGUUUUACACUGCGACCAUGACAACCGUUGACAAAAGCUGCCGUCUUCAGUAAAGCGAUUGCCCAAAACAAUGUGGUUGACGGGUAACAAGACCGCUUCAACACGACUUUUUGUCCCUGGGGGUUUCCAGUGCGCAUUGAUGAUGCGACCCACAGCACCGCAUAUGGAUACUCCCUGCAUCAAUGUACGCACCACUCGAAUAUGACACCAUUGCACACUAAGCAGACCCAAGAAGGAUUCAGAUCACCACCAAGUCAGCCUUAGUGUAUGCACACGCCCAAUUAACCCCAAAAAUAAGCAAAAACAGUCCUCAUAACUUCGCCUGAAUAAUCUUCGACAUCGUUCCUUACGAAGCCGUCGGUCGAAUACCACGAAUUCGCAACGACAGCUGAAUGUCCUUCACCUGCAGCGUCACGCGCUUGCCGUGGAU